GGCAGCAGAGAGAGGAUGGACCGGGGAGGUGGCAGGGGCUCCAGAGGACCCGACCAGGACCAGGACCAGGACCGAGGAGGAGGAGGAGGAGGAGGAGGAGGGGGGCAGAUGGAGCGCCCUCCGCCGCAUCUGCGGGGCCGUGAGAUCGGCAUGUGGUACGCUCGGUACGGAGCCGUGCGGAGGAAACAAGCGGACCGCAGAUCGCGGGCGGUGGUCGGGAUGGAUGAAGCUCGAGAGCAGCACAUUACCAAGCUGCUCAACUCUGUCCAGAAUGACCAGCCUGGCCCAAGGAGAGACAGCAGGGAUGCAAGAGCCUCUACAUCUGAAAACUGGCAGUCCGCUGCCAGUAAUAGUGGUCACUGUUACUUUGACGGGGAUAAAGCUGAAGAAGAAAAAAUCGAAGAAGAAGCCCAGACCAAAGGAGGUCAAACAUCCCAACGUGACCUCUCCACAAGAGCAGUUAAAGAUGAGCCUCCAGAUAGUUGGGAUGAAGGUCAGGAACAGGAAGACCAAAAGCAAAUGCUAAGUGAAGACAAGGAUCUGGAGUUCUUGUUUCAAGACGUAGUCAGAGACGGGUCACAGGAUGAUUGCUUGAAAAGAGAUCUGCUUAACAAGAAAUCAGACACAAAGUACAAAGAAAUGCUGAAAUUCAGAGAAAAACUGCCAUCCUACAACAAAAGAGAGGAGCUGGUGAAGCUGAUCAACUCAAACCGUGUUCUGGUGGUGAGUGGAGAGACUGGGUGUGGAAAGACCACCCAGGUCACCCAGUUCAUCCUUGAUGACCACAUCAACAGGGGGAUGGGGUCCAUGUGCCGCGUGGUCUGCACGCAGCCUCGUCGCAUCAGUGCCAUCUCGGUAGCAGAGCGUGUAGCUGCUGAGAGGGCAGAAAGUGUGGGAAAUGGAAAUUCAUGUGGUUACCAAAUCCGCCUGCAGAGCCGGUUACCACGGAGACAAGGUUCGAUCCUGUACUGCACAACCGGCAUUAUUCUUCAGUGGCUUCGCUCGGAUCCGUUGCUGUCUAGUAUCAGUCACCUGGUGUUAGACGAGAUUCACGAGCGGAACCUCCAGUCUGACGUCUUGCUCAUCAUCGUGAAGGAGUUACUCCAACUCCGAGAUGACCUCAAAAUUGUCCUCAUGAGUGCCACACUCAACGCGGAGAAGUUUUCUAAAUAUUUUGCAAAUUGUCCAGUGAUCCACAUCCCUGGUCUGACGUUCCCAGUGGAGGAGUUCCUCCUUGAAGACAUUUUAGAGAUGACCAGGUAUCGUCCUCGUAAUCAGGACCGCCGACCCGCAUGGAAGAGAGGCUUCUGGCAGGGUCGUCAGUCCAGAUCUGAGAAGGAAGAAAAAGAGGCUGAAUACAAGGAAAGCUGGCCCAGUUAUGCACGCACACUGCAGGGCAGAUAUUCUGACGGCACAAUUGAGGCCCUGGAGAUGUUAGACAGUGAUGAGAAGAUUGAUCUGGAACUGAUCCUGGCUCUAAUCCGUUACAUUGUACUCAGUGAAGAGGAAGGUGCAAUCUUGGUCUUCCUGCCAGGUUGGGACAACAUCAGCACUCUGAAUGACCUGCUCAUGGCUCAGCAGAUGUUCAAAUCAGACAGGUUUGUUAUCAUCCCUCUGCACUCCCUAAUGCCCACCGUUAAUCAGACACAGGUGUUCAAAAGACCUCCCCCGGGAGUCAGAAAGAUUGUGAUCGCCACCAAUAUAGCUGAGACCAGCAUCACCAUAGAUGACGUCAUCUAUGUGAUAGACGGAGGCAAGAUUAAGGAGACCAACUUCGACACCAACAACAACAUCAGCACGAUGACGGCGGAGUGGGUUAGUUUGGCCAACGCCAAACAGAGGAAAGGGCGCGCUGGCAGAGUGUGUCCAGGAAAGUGCUAUCAUCUGUACAAUGGGCUCAGGGCCAGCCUGUUGGAGGCCUAUCAAUUACCUGAAAUUAUGAGGACGCCGCUAGAAGAGCUCUGCUUGCAAAUAAAGAUAUUGAAGCUUGGGUCAAUAAGUCGAUUCCUGGAGAAGGCACUGGACCCUCCCACUGAGAAGGCCGUCCACCUCGCCAUCAAGAACCUCACAGACCUGAACGCCCUGGACCAUUCAGAGAAUCUCACAGCGCUCGGUUUCCACCUGGCUCGCCUGCCCGUGGAGCCUCACAUCGGCAAACUCAUCCUGUUCGGAGCCCUGCUGGGAUGCCUGGACCCUGUACUGACCAUCGCUGCUUCUCUCAGCUUCAAAGACCCUUUCUUCAUACCACUGGGUAAAGAGAAGAUGGCAGACAUGAGGAGAAGGGUCUUGUCCAGGAACUCCAAGAGCGACCACCUCACUAUUGUCAAUGCUUUCCAGGGCUGGGAAGAAGCCAAGCAGCGCGGCGCCAGGUUUGAGAGAGACUUCUGCUGGGACAACUUCUUGUCUGCCAACACUCUCCAGAUGUUACGCAACAUGAAGAGUCAGUUUGCUGAACAUCUCGUGCACGCAGGGUUUGUUAGCAGCAAAGAUCCCAAAGACUCCAAAUCCAAUGUUAACUCGGACAAUGAGAAGUUAAUCAAAGCGGUGAUUGUGGCCGGGCUGUACCCUAAAGUGGCCAUGAUCAGACCGAGUCACAGCAAGAAGAGGCCAGGGGUGAAGGUGUAUACGCAGGCCGACGGGAAGGUGUGUAUCCAUCCCAAAUCUGUCAACGCUGAAGAGAAGGAGUUCAACUACACAUGGCUCAUUUACCACCUGAAGAUGAAGACGAGCAGCAUCUUCCUGUACGACUGCACUGAAGUGUCCCCGUUCUCGCUGCUGUUCUUCGGCGGAGACAUCACCAUCCAGAAAGACGGGGACCAGGAGACCAUCGCGGUGGACCAGUGGAUCGUCUUCAGCUCCCCAGCACGCAUCGCUUACCUUGUGAAGAGUUUAAAGAAGGAGCUGGACUCCCUGCUAGAGGAGAAGAUCAACAAUCCAGCUCCUGUGGACUGGAACAACCGCCAGUCCAAAGACUGUGCCGUCAUCACAGCCAUCAUAGACCUCAUAACCACCCAGGAGAAGCCCGGAGGCAGCAGCAAGGACUCCAGCAGGGCGUGGGCGUCUGCCCCGAGAGGACAGCACAGUCACUUCGAUGACGAUGACGACGACAAUGACUAGAGGUGGCCGAGCAGUUUAACUGGCAGCCAAGAGAAAAGCCUUUGCAAUCACGUGCAGCCUCCUCGGACACAGGUGUUAGUUGGAAAAUGUAUAAUAUCCAGCUGGAAUCAUUGAUGGUUUUACUUGGUUAAAAUUGUCCAGAGUGCUGCUGGAGGACAAGUGGAGACGGCUGCUGUCCUGAAAAAAUGAAAAUGCUCUGCACUUGAAUGAGUCUUUUUUCUUAUUUUGCAAGGACCGGCACAUGUUAAAAUACACACAGUAGCUGUUUUGUUUGUACAUUUCAGAUUUCUUUUUGUCUCAACGAUGCCACCUAAUUGCUGUGCAAUAAAAGUACACUCUA
Messenger RNA from Cololabis saira (Pacific saury), 3457 nucleotides. RefSeq names its product DEAH (Asp-Glu-Ala-His) box polypeptide 36 (gene dhx36). Lineage: Eukaryota; Metazoa; Chordata; Actinopteri; Beloniformes; Belonidae. Gene Ontology annotation, molecular function: ATP binding; G-quadruplex RNA binding; DNA helicase activity. Gene Ontology annotation, cellular component: cytoplasm; intracellular anatomical structure; nucleus. The coding region runs from base 16 to 3117 and encodes 1033 amino acids. The record is from RefSeq and is a predicted model, not a curated record. The transcript is spliced from 26 exons.